AUGUUACUUCCGGUUGGUGACGUAAAGAAAUGUCGCUGGUUGAAAGGAACACGUGGAUCCGUCAGACUUUCUACUGCUGGUUGUGAUUACCACCGUUUUUCUUUUUUCGCGUGGUGCUUUUACUCUUCAUUCAUGGAUUCUGUCGUCAUUGUAUCCGCUGUAAGGACCCCGAUUGGUUCAUUUAAUGGUGGAUUGGCAAAUGUUGCAGCUUCUGAACUUGGUUCUUUUGCCAUCAAAAGUGUUCUUGAACAAGCUGCAGUGCAACCUGAAGAUGUAUCUGAAGUUAUUAUGGGAAAUGUUUAUACUGCAGGUGAGGGUCAGAAUCCAGCUAGACAAGCCAGUAUCAAAGCUGGCCUCCCUAAUUCCGUCCCAGCUUGUGUGGUUAAUAUGCUAUGUGGAUCAGGGCUAAGAGCAGUUGUGAUGGGUGCACAGGCCAUUAAAACUGGAGAUUCAACAAUUGUAGUUGCUGGUGGAAUGGAAAAUAUGAGUAGGGCUCCUCACUGUAUGCACAUGCGAUCUGGUACCAAAAUGGGGGAUGUUACAUUUACAGACACAAUGCUCAAAGAUGGACUUGUUGAUGCCUUCCACAAUUAUCACAUGGGAAUGACAGCUGAAAAUGUUGCUCACAGGUGGCACAUAUUUCGUGGUGAACAAGACAAUUUUGCUGCUAAUUCACAACAGAAAUGCAAAAUUGCUCAAGAGGCAGGGCAUUUUAAAGAAGAGAUUAUUGCCGUGACAGUCAAGACAAGAACUGGUGAACUGAUCAUUGACAAAGAUGAGUUUCCAAGGCCAGACACAACAGUUGAGAGUUUAACUAAGCUUAGACCCUGUUUUCUAAAAGAUGGUACGGGUACCGUCACUGCUGGGAAUGCCUCAGGUAUUAAUGAUGGAGCAGCUACAGUGUUGUUAAUGUCACAAACUGAAGCAGAAAAUAGACAAUUAAAACCACUUGGUCGAAUUGUGUCCUGGGCUCAAGCUGGUGUUGACCCUGCUGUCAUGGGUACUGGACCAGUCCCAGCAGUUAAGAAAGCUUUGACUAAAGCUGGUUGGUCCAUUGAUGAUGUCAACAUAUUUGAAUUGAAUGAGGCUUUUGCUGCUCAGUCUUGUGCUGUAAUUAAAGAUCUUGGUUGUGAUGCAAGCAAGGUAAAUAUUAGUGGAGGUGCAAUUGCCCUUGGACAUCCACUUGCUGCAUCUGGUACACGGAUUCUUGUUACCUUAUUGUAUAACAUGAAACGCACAAAUCAAAAGAAAGGUGUUGCUGCCCUUUGUAUUGGGGGAGGCAUGGGAAUUGCCAUAUGCAUUGAAAGCCUUUGA
Messenger RNA from Acanthosepion pharaonis, 1314 nucleotides. The record is from the annotation of a GenBank genome assembly. NCBI's taxonomy places the organism in Eukaryota, Metazoa, Mollusca, Cephalopoda, Sepiida, Sepiidae.